Messenger RNA from Adineta steineri, 562 nucleotides. The record is from the annotation of a GenBank genome assembly. Lineage: Eukaryota; Metazoa; Rotifera; Eurotatoria; Adinetida; Adinetidae.
AUGGCAACUGCAAACACUAGUGUUGAUGUAAAAAAAAUUCUUUUAUUUUGGCCAAAAUCAAUCAGAAACAAUGACCAACAUUCACCCUUCGUUUCAUUUGAUAAGUGCUCUGAAUUGAUUAAUUAUAUAUGUCAAAAUCUUGGUCAAACAGAUACAUUUGAUUUGCAUAUACCUGGGGAAAAUUUAAAGGAAAUAUUAGAAGAUCCUGUUGGCAAAUCCAGUCAAAUUCGCAUUUAUGCAUAUUAUGAUAACAAUGAUACUUUAGAACGUGAUCAAAAUCGUUUUCAGUUUAAGCAUAAUAAACUACAGUUUUAUCUUGAACGUGAUUUGGAAAAACAAUUGCAAAAUACUGAAAUUAGUAUGGCACUUAGUUCAUCAAGAUCCAUUGAUAGGCAAGCAAUAAAUGAUACAACUAUGUCAGUUAUGGAACGUCUUCAGUCUAAACGAUCAAAUUCUUCUCAUUGUGAUUCACUGGUGCCAGAAAAAUUCCAAUCGACAGCUCAAUCUGAUUCAGAGAUGAAAAAUAUGGAAGAAAUUGAUCCACGUUUUAUUUGUGGAUCUU